AUGGUUCUUGAGGCCGUUAUGGUUGUGGUGGAUAACAGCGAGAGUAGUCGAAAUGGCGAUUACACCCCAACCCGAUUUGAAGCUCAAUCCGACGCUGUAUCCAUGAUAUUCACCGUUAUCACUGAAGCAAAUCCUGAAUCGUCGGUGGGAUUAAUGAGCAUGGGUGGUAAGGGGCCAGAGGUCCUCGUAACCUUAACAACCGAUUACGGAAAAAUUUUAGAAGGUUUACAUCGUACAAAGAGCAAGAUUCGGGGUGAAGGACAUCUUGCUGCUGGAAUUCAGGUUGCUGGCCUAGCAUUAAAGCACCGCCAAAAUAAAUCCCAACGUCAACGUAUCAUCGUUUUUACUUGCAGCUCCAUUCCAGAAGAUGAGAAAACCCUUAUCAAACUGGCAAAAAAAAUGAAGAAAAAUAAUGUAUCUAUCGAUUUUGUAGCUUUUGGGGAUCUGGAUGACGAAAACACAAAGAAGUUGACCGCUUUCAAUGCGAACGUUAAGAGUUCUGACAGUUCGCACAUCGCUAUAAUUCCACCGGGCCCAGGUCUCUUAAGCGACCAGCUUGUGACGAGCCCAAUAUUGAACGGUGGUAUAAUUGCUCAAGGAGGUGGUACGGCUGGAGAGAGUGGCGUAGGUGGUGAUAACUUUGAAUUUGGUAUUGAUCCAAGCAUUGAUCCAGACCUCGCAUUGGCUCUACGGAUGAGCAUGGAGGAAGAAAAGGCCAGAGUAGAGAAACAUAAAAAAGACAUGAUUGACGCUGAGGCAAAAGAAAAGGCUAAACUGGAGGGCAUCAAGGAAGAGGAUGAACAAACUCCUUUGUUAGGUAAAGGAAAAGAUCAAAAGGAUGACGAUUCAGACAAAAUGGAUAUAGCGUGA
This is a messenger RNA of Blumeria graminis f. sp. triticale, 870 nucleotides long. NCBI's taxonomy places the organism in Eukaryota, Fungi, Ascomycota, Leotiomycetes, Helotiales, Erysiphaceae. The record is from the annotation of a GenBank genome assembly.